Fibroporia radiculosa is the source of this 1092-nucleotide messenger RNA. RefSeq lists its product as uncharacterized. NCBI's taxonomy places the organism in Eukaryota, Fungi, Basidiomycota, Agaricomycetes, Polyporales, Fibroporiaceae. The transcript has 3 exons. The record is from RefSeq and is a predicted model, not a curated record. Bases 1 to 1092 code for a protein of 363 amino acids.
AUGGACGACGACAUUUCUCUUGGAGCAUCCGUAUGGGGUGCUCCCGCAUCCCCUGUGGCCAUUAGGCCGAUUGUACCCUCAUUCCCAUCCGCCGGGACCAGCAAUGACGGGUUUGAUGACUUUGAUAACUUCGAGACACCCCCAGAGACCACUUCAAUGUCUGCAGAUGAUGCAGACGAUGAUUUCGGAGACUUUGGAGACUUUGGAGAGCCACAGGAAGUCAGGUACACCUCCACGUUCGAAGAGGAUGCUGGGUUCGGAGCCGACGUACGGAUACCUGGUCCUUCAGGCAUCGAUUGGGGACCUCUACAAAUCAAUCCAAUGCCGUCGAGAGAGGAUUUGCAAAAUCAGGUCGAUGAAAUAUUGGGUCCGCUGUGGGCGAGCAUCGACCUUACUCGCCUAUCAGAAGAGGACAUCAGACAGGCUGAAGGCCUGAACCAGACUUUGGUCACUCCUCAGAGUCGUGAACUGUACAAGAUUCUCCUGCCACCAUCACUGCCUGCGUUGCAGCCUGUCAAUUGGACGCGCUCUCGUAUACGGCGACGACAUCUGAUCUCGCUCGGCAUUCCCGUCAACCUUGAUGAGGUCCUUCCACGAGCCAACGGGAAACUACCUGCUCUCGAAAUUACUACGCGGCCAAUGUCAGCUCCACCGGGCCCUCGAACGGCGCCUGUUUUGAGAUCUGUUGUGUCCUCGCAGGCAGGUACGCCGCGUCCCGGUACACCGCGCGCCGGUACACCACGUCCGGGUACCCCACAGACCAGCAUCGGCGCAACUUCCUCGGUCGCGGCGCAAUUGCGCCUCGGGCCCAUGCCAGAAAUUGACGAAUCUAAGAUUUUGUCGUUGCUCAGUCUGGAUUCAGACAAGCUCACGUUGCUGCCGUUAUCUACACUCGAGAAGUAUCUGUCUGAUAUCCAAGCGCAGACGAUUCAUACAUCGGCUGCUCUGACCUACUUUCUGCAGACGCGGGAUGCUUUGCGACAGGAUUCAGACACAUAUAAUAAGUUAAUUGGAGAAUUAGUGGGCGAGGCACAGAAGAUAAAGACAGGCAAGCGGGUUGCGGGUAGCAGCAAGAGGAGCACAAUGACAUGA